GAGCUCGAGAAAUCAACGCGUCUCAAGGAAGCGAUCAAACGGCAGAAGGAGACAAAACAACGACAAGAAGCUCUUGUUCAGCAGAAGAUACGAGACAUGGGCGUAUGUGAGCAGGGCUACGCAUGGAUCAAGGAGGAGGGGGGAUAUCGUUGUGCUGGAGGAUCACAUUUCCUGAGCAACUCGGAGAUCGGCAUUUAG
Molecule: messenger RNA, 198 nt
Organism: Gloeophyllum trabeum ATCC 11539
Lineage: Eukaryota; Fungi; Basidiomycota; Agaricomycetes; Gloeophyllales; Gloeophyllaceae
Exons: 1
Source: RefSeq, a predicted model, not a curated record